This is a messenger RNA of Labeo rohita (rohu), 3954 nucleotides long. RefSeq names its product TNNI3 interacting kinase (gene tnni3k). Gene Ontology annotation, biological process: regulation of transcription by RNA polymerase II; protein phosphorylation. Gene Ontology annotation, molecular function: RNA polymerase II-specific DNA-binding transcription factor binding; ATP binding; protein kinase activity. Gene Ontology annotation, cellular component: nucleus. Lineage: Eukaryota; Metazoa; Chordata; Actinopteri; Cypriniformes; Cyprinidae. Bases 84 to 2591 code for a protein of 835 amino acids. The transcript has 25 exons. The record is from RefSeq and is a predicted model, not a curated record.
UAUUGUGCCAGAGCGUUGUGUUACCACUGCAUGAGACUUUCCCUUUAGCUAACCGUGUACAAAAAUUUAAACCAACAAGUCUGAUGGGGAAUUAUAAAUCAAGACCCACUCAAACCUGUACAGAUGAGUGGAAAAAGAAAGUGAGCGAGUCAUAUUCUGUUAUCAUUGAGAGACUGGAGGAAGACUUGAAAAUUAAGGAGGAGGAGUUCAAGGAACUCAAGCAUGUUUUCAGCUCAGAUGAAGCAUUCAAUAAAGUGAACCUGAAUUAUCGCACAGAAGGUGGACUGUCCCUGCUGCAUCUCUGCUGUGUAUGUGGAGGGAAUAAAGCUCAUAUCAGGACCCUUAUGCUGAAAGGUCUGCGUCCAUCCAGACUUACCCGGAAUGGAUUCACAGCACUCCACCUAGCUGCAUUUAAGGGUAAUGCUGAACUGGUCACUGCGCUGCUGCAUGGUGGAGCAGAUAUCCAGCAGGUUGGGUACGGAGCCCUCACGGCCCUGCAUAUAGCAACUGUUGCGGCCCAUCUUGAGGUUGUUGAUAUUCUCUUGCAACACGGGGCGUAUGUCAAUGUCCAAGAUGCAGUGUUUUUCACCCCUCUGCAUAUUGCAGCUUACUUUGGCCAUGAGCAGGUAUGCAAGCUCCUGAUGAAGUUUGAGGCUGAUGUCAAUGCGAGUGGAGAGGUGGGAGACAGACCGCUACAUCUGGCUGCAGCUAAAGGCUAUCUGGGCAUUGUCAAACAGCUGAUGGGUGAUGGCAGCAAAACUGAUAUCAAUGCUCAAGACAACGAGGACCAUGUUCCCCUUCAUUUCUGCUCUCGAUUUGGACACCAUGAGGUUGUCCGUUUCCUGCUGCAGGGCACCUUUGACAUACAGCCGCACUCUGUCAACAUCUAUGGGGACACACCUCUCCACCUAGCUUGCUACAAUGGAAAAUUUGAAGUGGUGCAAGAGAUUAUUCAGUUGUCUGGCACAGAGAGUCUGUCUAAGGAGAACAUCUUCAGUGAGACAGCUUUUCACAGUGCCUGCACCUAUGGCAAGAACCUAGAAAUGGUCAAGUAUCUGCUCAGUCAGAAUGCUGUGAGCAUCAACCAUCAGGGGCGAGAUGGACACACAGGUCUGCAUAGUGCCUGUUUCCAUGGACACAUCCGACUGGUCCAGUUUCUUUUGGACAACGGGGCAGAUAUGAAUCUGGUGGCUUGUGACCCCAGCCGUUCCAGUGGGGAAAAGGAUGAACAGACUUGCUUAAUGUGGGCCUAUGAGAAAGGUCAUGAUGCCAUUGUUACUCUGCUAAAACACUACAAACGACCUCAGGAUGAUUCACCCUGCAAUGAAUAUUCUCAACCAGGAGGGGAUGGAUCUUAUGUUUCUGUUCCCUCUCCCCUGGGAAAGAUUAAAAGUAUGACUAAAGAGAAGGCAGAUGUGCUGCUCCUGAGAGCAAGUCUUCCAUCAAACUUCCACCUUCAACUUUCUGAACUGGAGUUUAACGAGAUUAUUGGAUCAGGUUCCUUUGGAAAGGUCUACAAAGGAAGGUGCCGCAAUAAGAUAGUUGCAAUUAAACGGUACCGUGCAAACACAUACUGCUCAAAGUCGGAUACGGAUAUGUUCUGUCGGGAGGUGUCCAUCCUGUGUCGUCUCAACCACCCCUGUGUGAUCCAGUUUGUGGGGGCAUGUUUGGACGACCCCAGUCAGUUCGCAAUAGUAACCCAAUAUGUGUCCGGAGGAUCACUGUUCUCACUGUUACACGAGCAGAAGAGAAUCAUCGAUCUGCAGUCCAAGCUCAUCAUUGCCAUUGAUGUGGCGAAGGGCAUGGAGUAUCUGCACAAUCUGACCCAACCAAUCAUUCACCGAGACCUUAAUAGUCAUAAUAUUCUGCUCUAUGAAGAUGGACAUGCUGUGGUGGCUGAUUUUGGAGAGUCUCGCUUCCUGUUGUCUGUGGAUGAGGAUAACAUGACCAAACAACCUGGGAACCUGCGUUGGAUGGCCCCAGAGGUGUUUACCCAAUGUACACGCUAUACGGUGAAAGCGGACAUGUUCAGCUAUGCUCUCUGCCUAUGGGAGCUGCUCACGGGGGAGAUUCCAUUCGCACAUCUCAAACCAGCUGCAGCCGCUGCAGAUAUGGCGUAUCAUCACGUCCGCCCUCCUGUCGGAUACUCGAUUCCCAAACCCAUCUCAGCACUGCUGAUGAGGGGCUGGAAUGUCUGUCCAGAGGAAAGACCUGAGUUUUCAGAAGUGGUUGCCAAACUAGAGGAAUGCCUGUGUAACGUGGAGCUUAUGUCUCCAGCCUCCAGUAACAGCAGCGGAUCUCUUUCGCCCUCAUCUUCCACAGACUGCCUGGUAGCACGCGGCAGCCCAGGACGAAGUCACGUAGCCGCCCUUCGCUCGCGAUUCGAGUUGGAAUACGCCCUCAAUGCCCGUGCCUAUGCAUUUUGGACCCAAAACUCUGGUCGGAGGUCUUCGCAGGGCUUGUCCCUGGAUGAGCUGAGGAGGAACAUGCAGUUCCCACCCAUUGACCGAAACGGAUAUGUGUCAGAUCCCAUGAGCACCAUGCGUUUCCAUUCAUGCAGCGGCAGUGGAAGUUUUGAGGACAGCAACUAGACGCAGCAACUCUCUGAAGAACAUCACACGCAAACACACUUGCAUACAUGAAAUGUCUGAAUUACCAUAAUAAUACGUUUUCGACUUUUAGAAACGACUAUUCACUUUGUUGUCAAAUGUUCAAAGAGCUUCUUCAAACCACUUCUUCAAACCACAUGGUAUGACAAACAUGAAUCACAAAUGAGAACAGUUCAGGGAAGAAUAUCAGGAUUGUAAACCACAAUAAUUAUAACGAUAAUAAUAAUUCUGAUUAUUAUGGUGAAUGCACCGUAAGAACAUUCACCAAGACAUGAAAGUUCAGUCAUUAAUUACUCAUCUUCAUGUUGUUACGACCCCAUAAGACCUUUGUUCAUCUUCAGAACACAAAUCAAGAUAUUUUUGAUGAAAUUCCGAGAGCUUUCUGACCCUGCAUAGACAGCAAUGCAACUGACACGUUCAAGUCCCAGAUAGUUAGCAAGGACAUCGAGAAAAUAGUCCAUGUGACAUUAGUGGUUCAACUGUAAUUUUAUGAUGCUACGUGAAUACUGUAUGUGCGCAAAGAAAAUAGAAAUAACAAUUUUUUAAAACUAUUUCUUCUCGUUUGUGUUAGUCUUCAACCCAUGUUCACAUAUGUACCACAACGCAUUUUUGCACACAAAAAGUAUUCUUGUAACUUCAUAAACUUUAGGUUGAACCACUGAUGCCACAUGGACUAUUUUAACGAUGACCUUACUUCCUUUCUGUGCCUUGAACGUGUCAGUUGUCUUGCUGUCUAUGCAGUGUCAGAAAGCUCUUGGAUUCAAUCAAAAAUAUCUUAAUUUUUGUUCCUAAGAUGAACGAAGGCUUAUGGAUUUGGAAUGACAUGAGGGUGAGCAAUUAUUGACCCAAUUUUAAUUUUGGGGGGAACUAUCCCUUUAAUCUAGGCACAUAUUUGGAUAUUUUUUUCAGCUGUUGUGUUUUCUUUUGUAUAUGAAUGAAUAGUGUUACAUUCAUCUAAAAGUUUUGAUUUGAAAGUCAAAACUUUUAUUUUUGUUGUUGUACAAGGUUUUUAUACUGUGUUUGGUGUUUCAAUGUCGAAUAAGCAUCUGGUAGAUCAGGACAAAUAAAGUGUAUUUCAGUAUUUUAUUCUAAUUUUAAAAGCAAACACCUUUUUUAGACAAAUAAGCCAGCGUGUGACAAAGAUCAUGAUUGAUGUCACCAACAACACGUGUACUAUUAGAGCAAUUUGGCCUUGCUUGUGGGAUCAAAACAUCUCAAGUUUUGAUUUACUGUAACUCAUGAUCUGCAUGAUUAUGACGAGAAACAAAGAAGGUGUCAUAGCAAUGUAUGUGCACUAAUUCAGUGUAAAAUCAUAAGAACACCAUUAAACUAUUGCCAAAAAUCA